Messenger RNA from Guyanagaster necrorhizus, 396 nucleotides. RefSeq lists its product as uncharacterized. Lineage: Eukaryota; Fungi; Basidiomycota; Agaricomycetes; Agaricales; Physalacriaceae. The annotation marks the transcript as partial. The record is from RefSeq and is a predicted model, not a curated record. The transcript has 3 exons.
CUUCUCUUUGCUAUUUAUUCUGUGCUAUCAAAAGCAGCUAAUCCUGAUACAUAUCUGCUUCUCAAAGUUAUUCAAAGUUACUUUGAGUUAGAUAUAUAUGCAUUAAUAAAUAUUCAUAUAAAAAAAAGUAUUAAAGAAGAAAGACAAAAAUUAGAAGUUUUGAAUGUCAGAUUGAAAACUUAUUCACAAGCAACAGAUCAUAAAGGUUUUAAAACUUCAAUAAUGCAUGCACAGCAAUAUCUGUUUGAUGAUAUUAUUGCUAAAGGUGUUACAAAGAAUUAUAAUACCAAAGUCAAUGAAAGUAGGCAUGACCCACUAAAAGAAGCAUAUCAGACUCAGACAAAUUUUAAAAAUAUUACUGAACAGAUACAGUUUUUAAUAAAAUUAAUAAAAUAA